AUGUCAUCCCCUUCUACAAUCAGUAAUACUUCGACACACCCAAGCUCUAUACCUGAGCCGCUCCACAAAUCAAUCACCCGGGGACUUCUCAGUAUCACUGAAGGCGAAGAGCUACUCUCGAAAUUCCGCACAGAAUUGAUGCCCCUGUUUCCAUUCGUCAUUGUACCCGAAGCGAGCUUUGUCGAACUGGGCAAGCAGUCUCCAUUCCUUCUCCUGUGCAUAAUAACAGCUUGUCUCGAGCAUAGGCCCGAUCUACAGCAAAAACUAGAGCUCGAAGCACGAGCUGUGAUCUCGACCCGCAUAGUCAUGAACAUGGAGAGGGACAUGGAUCUACUCCGGGGGUUACUGGUCCAUAUCGCAUGGUAUCACUAUCACUGGCGCGUUUACCAUACCCAGGUGUACAUGCUUCUGCAGAUGGCUAUGGCCAUCGUUGUGGACUUCGGACUGGAUAGAUGCGACAACUUCAGAAUGCAGCGCCACUAUCCCGAAGAAAAAGAGGCAGAGGAACCACACAAAGCCCAAGCGCUCUAUCUGACCCCUGACGGACAGCGUGCCUUUUUAGAGUGCUAUUAUCUAUGUUCCAACUUAGGGCAAAGGGCGGAGUAUCCCACGGACCAGUCUCUCAAAGCACUAAUUGAGAUCCAAUCGCUUGCUCGGCGAUCGGAGCCAGAAGUCGAAGACCCUAUCCAUGCGAUGAGCACGGACGAACUGUCCCGGUCUAUGGACAUACUUGAGAAUCGAAUCGAGCACCGUCUCGUACAGAAAAUACAGUGUAAUACUUGGGCCCUGCGCUUGGAGCUCAACGCAAUGCCGGCCAUUGUUCUCGGACACGCCCUGCGGCAGCAAAAGGAUGACCCUCGCCAGUAUGAGAAACAGCAACUCCUGACCAUCGCGCGUUCCGCGUUCAACACCGUGACAGUAUUCCUCGCAUCGCCGGCUUCAAUCACCCCCAACCUCCCCAUGUUCAGCUACACAUCCAUCUGGUACGGCCUGCUGGUCUUAUCGAAGCUGAGCCUACUCUCGGAUGCCGCGACGAAAGGCAAGGCAGUCGACGUCCGUCCCAAAGACAUCCACAACCUCGGCCUGGCGGCUAUGCAGAAGAUGGCGACAAUGUCCCGGAACGAUGACGUUUGGGACAAAUGCCGUGCAGUGAUCGGAUCCAUGCUCUCAUGGUUGGAGAGCAGUCGGGCACGGCCCCAUUCCACACCAGAUCGAGGAGAUACUAGAACACCAUUUACCCAGCACGCUGAGAACGCUCAUAUCUCACCGCAACCAACACCCGACGAUCCCCCUCGAGCCCCAGGGUUCGCGGCGGCGGUGGCCGAAGAUUGGGAUGCGACCGUAUGGCAGCAGAUGUUGCACGAUUUGACCUGGAUCGGGCUACCGGUGGAGCAGCCGUUCGCCGUAGAUCUAGCCUACUUGCCUUGA
This is a messenger RNA of Aspergillus brunneoviolaceus CBS 621.78, 1428 nucleotides long. RefSeq lists its product as uncharacterized. Gene Ontology annotation, cellular component: nucleus. The transcript is spliced from 3 exons. NCBI's taxonomy places the organism in Eukaryota, Fungi, Ascomycota, Eurotiomycetes, Eurotiales, Aspergillaceae. The record is from RefSeq and is a predicted model, not a curated record. Gene Ontology annotation, molecular function: transcription cis-regulatory region binding; DNA-binding transcription factor activity, RNA polymerase II-specific. Bases 1 to 1428 code for a protein of 475 amino acids. Gene Ontology annotation, biological process: regulation of DNA-templated transcription.